Molecule: messenger RNA, 1743 nt
Organism: Patiria miniata (bat star)
Lineage: Eukaryota; Metazoa; Echinodermata; Asteroidea; Valvatida; Asterinidae
Gene: catsper2
Product: cation channel sperm-associated protein 2-like
Exons: 11
Coding region: 402-1727 (441 amino acids)
Biological process (GO): transmembrane transport; flagellated sperm motility; monoatomic ion transport
Cellular component (GO): CatSper complex; membrane
Molecular function (GO): calcium-activated cation channel activity
Source: RefSeq, a predicted model, not a curated record
GGCGGUCUUUUUAACCAUGAUUUGUGCAUGCACGCGCGCACGUGGCACGCGACAAGACAUCAUAAAUUCAUCUGUUUACCUCAUCGGUGAAAGUGAAUCUUGUUGGUGAAAUUUUAACCGAUCAUGCGUUGUACAAAGGAGUUAGAACACUCGUUUUCUCAGGAAUAAGACUAACAAUGAUUAUGAUUGUUCAACUGGAGGGCGCGCGCCUAUUCGAACUUUUCGAAAAUAUUGCGCGCAUGCGGUAUGCACUCAGUGGUUUCCGUUCUGUCAAUUAUUAUUGUAUACACUUUGUACUACAAUGCAGUCCAUCCACGGAUCGGAAUAUUCAUAGGCCAUGAACUACGAACAGGGCACCUAACUGCACAAUCGCUGAAGAGAAUUGACCAGGAGAGCUGACGAUGGACGAGAGCGGUAUUGCCAACAAGCUGUUUGAAGAGCUGACGCCCCAAGCCGAGAUCUUCCGCUCUAAACUCAUCGAGGAUUUUCACCUUCUUGACAGCCUGGACGUCCAGGGACAGUCAGAUGCACCCAAGUUCUACUCCAAGGAUUUCACUGAUAAACUGCAGGUGCAGAAAAUGAUGCUGGAUAACCCGGCCGGACUGGUCAAGUUCCAGGUCUACUCCAGCAAGGACGAGGUGGGCAAGGUCACCAAGGCUGACCGGCGCAAGAACCGCGUCCGCAACAAGAACUCCAAGAACCCACCCCUCAACAUUUGGGCUCACUUUGUCUUGGAGAGUUCCAUUUUUCAGUAUUUCAUGCUUUUCCUGAUUCUCUCAAAUUCCAUUGCACUGGGAAUACAAUCAGAGGUGUCGGGGGACAGCAACCCGAACCUUGCUGGCCUGAAGCAGGCCCUGGAAAUCUUUGACUACUGCUCUUUAUUUCUCUUCAUGGUGGAGAUCCUCCUGAAGUGGAUGGAUGACUUUGUCUCCUUCUGGAAGAACGGCUGGAACAUCUUUGACUUCUUUGUGACUGUCGGGUCGUUUGUCCCAGAGAUCAUUGUGCUCACAGUGGGCGACCUGAAGGAGCUUCGAGUCAUUGUGAAGAACCUGCGAGUCUUUCGCAUCCUUCGCUCGCUCAAGAUGGUGUCUCGGUUCCAGCAGGCCAGGCUGAUUGCUCUUGCUAUCACAAAAGCCUUCAAGGCGAUGACAUUUAUCAUGCUGCUGCUUCUACUCUUUGCCUACAUCUUUGCCAUUGCCGGAGUCAUUUUCUUCGACAGUUACACCAGAUCUGAUCGCGAAGAUUUGCAAUACAAGGACAGCUUCAGUAGUAUCACCCGUGCACUGAUCACGCUGUUCCAGCUCUUCACCCUGGACCAGUGGUACAAGGUUAUGAUGGACAUGUGGAAGGUCGCCGACCGAUUCUUCACGACAUUUUACAUCAUGCUAUGGAUCUGCAUUGGUUCCUUCACCUUCCGCAACAUCUUCGUCGGAAUCAUGGUGAACAAUUUCCAGUCCAUCCGUAACGACCUUUUUGAGGAGGUGAAGGGUCAUGUCGAGACCAGGCAGAUCGCACGGAAUGCUGAGAAGUUCAACGAGGAACUGACCAGGCAAGACCAGAAGCUGAAGGCAAGACGGAUGACGAUUCAUGCCAACCAACAGUUGCUUGCUGAAGCUGCCCAUCAGACAGGGAGUCAAGAACAAACACAAUCAGCCUCUGCAGAGAAUGUCAGAUCAUCUGGUUCUGAUACACAAGAAGUCGUUUCAAAUGACUCUGCUACAAGGUAAGUUAUAUCUUUCAUUA